Gadus morhua (Atlantic cod) is the source of this 1415-nucleotide messenger RNA. It is a transcript of the gene admp, whose product is annotated as anti-dorsalizing morphogenic protein. Lineage: Eukaryota; Metazoa; Chordata; Actinopteri; Gadiformes; Gadidae. The record is from RefSeq and is a predicted model, not a curated record. The coding region runs from base 219 to 1415 and encodes 398 amino acids. The transcript has 5 exons. Gene Ontology annotation, molecular function: cytokine activity; growth factor activity. Gene Ontology annotation, cellular component: extracellular region.
UGAAUAAAUCUGCAGUCGGGUUCACACCUUGUUAACCACGCCAUUAGUAUCCCUUUAUAUUCGCUGAUUGGUGAUUUACAUUUGCGACCAAAUAGCAUCUUUACUACUGUUUACCGAGGCCAGGGGGACACUAUAAACGGGGCCUGAGUAUUUGAUAUAUAAAGUCGACCUUCCAGGGACCAGCACUCACUCCAAUUCCCAGUUCCUGGCUGGUUCGGAUGCAGCUGCAAACCAUGUCCGAGAUGCUCCUCUUCGUUCUCAGCGUCGCCUCUCUAUUGUGCAGGUCUGCCGGGAGGCCCUCCGUCAACUAUUUGGAGAACCACUUCGAGACGGAAGAGGUUCGCUCCGAAGCCAUCAAGAGGCUUUUGGAAGUUUUUGGAAUGGAGGACCCCCCUCAUGCUCGGGGCCACAAACAAGCGCCCCAAUAUAUGCUCGAUUUGUACAAUACAGUGGCAGAUGUGGACGGCGUUACCAAGGACCCUUAUCUUUUGGAAGGAAAUACCGUGCGCAGUUUCUUUGACAAAUUGCGCAGUGAACAAGAAUACAGGUUCAAUCUGUCCAACGUGGCCAGAACCGAGAAGGUCCUGACUGCUGAGCUGCAUCUUUUCAAGUUGCGCCCUCAGUCAACCGUUGCAUUCAACAGACAUCAUUUCUGCCAGGUCAGCGUCUAUCAGGUGCUUGAUAUCACGAAAAAGAACAUCACGCAGGACAGAAAGCUGCUGUCCUCUCGACUCAUCCCCAUCCACUCAAGCGGCUGGGAAGUGUUCACCAUCACCCAAGCUGUGCGCUCCUGGAUGGUGGACGAGGGCAACAACCAGGGUCUCCAGGUAGUAGUGAAGACCCUGGGCGGCAGCCAGGUAGACAUGAAGCUGGUGCGCUUCGCCUCCGGACGCAACCACCACCAGAGCAAGCAGCCCAUGCUGGUGGUGUUCACCGACGACGGCCGGCGCUCCGCCACGCUUGAGGGAAAAGGUAGGCAACAUCCCAUGGACACGCCCCAGCUGCCCCACAUACCCAUGGCGGCGGGCCCCCCGGCCUCCCGCAGCGCCCGGUCCCUGGACUACGGCGACGAGGACCCCGGCAGCGCGGCGGCGGCGGCGGCCUGCCAGCGCCUGCCCCUCUACGUGGACUUCGAGGAGAUCGGCUGGUCGAGCUGGAUCGUGUCGCCGCGCGGCUACAACGCCUACCACUGCAAGGGCUCCUGCCCCUUCCCGCUGGGGCAGAACAUGAGGCCCAGCAACCACGCCACGGUGCAGUCCAUCAUCAAUGCCCUGAAGCUCACGCGGGGCAUCGAGACGCCGUGCUGCGUGCCCGACAAGCUUUUCUCCAUCAACCUGCUGUACUUUGACGACGAGGAGAACGUGGUGCUCAAGCAGUACGACGACAUGGUGGCAGGGAGCUGUGGCUGCCACUGA